This is a messenger RNA of Microcebus murinus (gray mouse lemur), 3259 nucleotides long. It is a transcript of the gene GCFC2, whose product is annotated as GC-rich sequence DNA-binding factor 2. The record is from RefSeq and is a predicted model, not a curated record. NCBI's taxonomy places the organism in Eukaryota, Metazoa, Chordata, Mammalia, Primates, Cheirogaleidae. Gene Ontology annotation, molecular function: DNA binding. Gene Ontology annotation, cellular component: nucleus. Gene Ontology annotation, biological process: mRNA splicing, via spliceosome.
GGGUGGUCACUAAGGCCCCGGGGUGGCGUGCGCGGGAGGCGAGGGUUCACGCGGCGCUCGGGCCUCGGCUAUGGCUCACAGGCCGAAAAGGACUUUUCGGCAGCGCCCGGCCGAUUCUAGCGACAGCGACGGCGCCGAGGAGCCGUCUGCUGAGGCCGGAACACGGAAGGAACAGGAGACCUCCAGCCCUGCGGAGGAAGGGCCGCCCUCUGGAGGAGGCCGCGCGCAGGCGGCGGGACAGCCCCACCGAGUCCGGGGCGCUCGGGGCCGGGGCCGGGUGUGGGCGACUUCCCGGCGCGCCCCGGGAGCGGCUUCCCGCGCGGAGGGCGCGGGCGUCCAAGAAUCCAGAACAGUUGAUCUUUCAACAGAUGAAGAGGAUGAAACACAUCACUCCUCAGAAAGUAAGGAUGAUCAGAGUUCAUCUUCUGAUAGCUCUAGCUCUCGAGAAGAAAAAGAAUUUUCAUCAACAGUUAAGAUCCCUGAUGCAGCUUUUAUUCAGGCAGCCCGCAGAAAACGUGAAUUGGCCAGGGCCCAAGGUGACUAUAUUUCUUUGGAUGUAAAACAUCCCGUCACCGUCUCUGGUACGGAGAGAAACAGUGAUGACGAUCCUGAGAGUGAGCCUGAUGACCAUGAAAAGAGGAUACCAUUUGCCCCAAAGCCUCAAACACUUAGGCAAAGAAUGGCUGAAGAAACAACAAGCAGAAAUGAAACAAGUGAAGAAAGUCAGGAAGAUGAAAAUCAAGAUAUUUGGGAACAUCAACAAAUGAAGAAAGCAGUUAAAAUCAUAGAGGAAAGAGACAUAGGUAUUUCUCACAGCCAUGGAUCUCAAAUAAUGAAGAAGUUUGAUACUUCCAUUUCAUUCUCUCCAGUCAAUUUAGAAAUUAUUAAGAAGCAAUUAAAUACUAGAUUAACAUUACUACAGGACACUCACCACUCGCAUCUGAGGGAAUAUGAAAAAUACAUGCAAGAUGUCAAGAAGUCAAAGAGUACGAUCCAGCAUCUAGAGAGUUCAUCAAAUCAAGCUCUAAAUUAUAAAUUCUAUAAAAGCAUGAAAAUUUAUGUGGAAAAUUUAAUUGACUGCCUUAAUGGAAAGAUUAUCAACAUCCAAGAAAUAGAAUCAUCCAUGCAUGCACUCCUUUUAAAACAAGCUAUGACCUUUAUGAAACGCAGGCAAGAUGAAUUAAAACACGAAUCAACGUAUUUACAACAGUUAUCAUGCAAAGAAGAGACAUCAACAAAUGGAAGUUUGGCUGUAGAUGAAAAAACUCAAUGGAUUUUAGAAGAGAUUGAAUCUCGAAGAACACAAAGAAGACAAGCAAGGGUGCUUUCUGGGAAUUGCAACCAUCAGGAAGGGACAUCUAGUGAUGAUGAAUUAUCUUCAGCAGAGAUGACUGACUUCCAAAAAAGCCAAGAUGACAUUUUACAGAAUCAGAAGAAAGUUUUUGAAGAUGUGCAUGAUGAUUUUUGUAACAUCCAGAAUAUUUUGUUGAAAUUUCAGCAAUGGCGAGAAAAGUUUCCUGAUUCCUAUUAUGAAGCUUUCAUUGGUUUAUGCAUACCAAAGCUUUUAAAUCCCCUAAUACGAGUUCAGUUGAUUCACUGGAAUCCUCUUAAGCUGGAUUCCAUAGAUUUAAAACAGAUGCCAUGGUUCACAUCUGUAGAAGAAUUUAUGGAAGAUUCAAAAAAGGAAGAUAGUUCAGAUAAAAAAAUCUUGUCUGCUGUCAUCAACAAAACAGUUAUCCCCCGACUUACAGACUUUGUAGAAUUCAUUUGGGAUCCCUUGUCAACCUCACAGACAACAAGUUUAAUAACGCACUGCAGAGUGAUUCUUGAAGAACAUUCCACUUGUGAAAAUGAAGUUAGUAAAAGCAAACAGGAUUUACUUAAAUCCAUUGUUUCAAGAAUGAAGAAGGCAAUAGAAGAUGAUGUUUUUAUUCCUCUUUAUCCAAAGAGUGCUAUAGAAAACAAAACAUCGCCACAUUCAAAGUUCCAAGAAAGACAGUUCUGGUCAGGUCUAAAGCUCUUUAGCAACAUUCUUCUUUGGAAUGGACUCCUCUCAGAUGACACCUUGCAAGAAUUAGGACUAGGGAAGCUGCUAAAUCGUUACCUUAUCAUAGCUCUUCAUAAUGCCAUACCUGGGCCAGAUGUUGUUAAAAAGUGUAAACAGAUAACAGCAUGUCUACCAGAAAAAUGGUUUGAAAAUUCUGCCAUGAGGACAUCUAUUCCCCAGCUAGAAAACUUCAUUCAGUUUUUAUUGCAGUCUGCACAUAAAUUAUCUGGAAGUGAAUUCAGGGAUGAAGUUAAAGAAAUAAUUCUUAUUCUGGUGAAAAUAAAAGCUUUGAAUCAAGCAGAAUCUUUCAUAGAAGAAUAUCACCUAGACCAUCUUAAAUCACUGAUUAAAGAAGUUUGAGGAAACUUUAUAGAAAAGUGCUAAAAUGAGAGUUUAAUAUAAUUACACUCAGUUCCUUUGCUUGAAUAAAAACCUGUUGCCUCUUCUUUAUUCCCUGUAAUGGGAAAAAUGCAGGAUUCCACUCCUCCAUUCCCUCUAUGCUUUCCCUUCUGGUAUCAUGAAAGGCUGCCUUGAUUCUGUGAUGUUUGCAGGAAUUAAAUGCAUAGGAACAAUGAGUUCAGUGUGUUUCCCUUAGAAAGAAGGGAGCUGGAGAAACCUUGCUUAUAGCUGUUUUGGCUUAGCAGAGCAUGCUACUUACUAAGUCUUCUGUCCUGAACUGUAAAAAUGUCUUUUAGUUCUCUUUAUUUUUAACUACCUUUAUUUAAAAUAAAUGUGGAAAUCUUAACUGGAAUGAAUUAUUUUUUAAGUAUUCAACAAGGCAUUUUUAAGAAGUUUGAUAACUGUCAAAUUGUCCUUUAGAAAUCUGUACCAAUUCAUUGUACCGACGCAAGUGUAAGAGAAUGCCAAUGUAUACCCACCAACAAUGAGUAUUAUCAUUUUUAAACUCAUUGCAAAUUUGGUAGGUAAAAAGAAUCUUAUUUUAAUUGUUUAUUUUGUUUUGGCUAUUAGAGAGUGAACAUAUGUUGGUUUGGGCCAUAUGUAAUUAGUUUGAAAUAUCGAUCUUUUUCUUAUGGACUUUAAGACCUUUAUAUUUUAAAGAGACUGAUCUUUUUGCCUGUGCUCUGUGGCAAAUACUUUUCCUUGUUUGCCGCUUCUUUUAAUUUUGUGUAUGAUGUUUUUUAGUAUGUUAAGUCACUACUUGUGAGCAAGUUACUGCUCAUGUUUUUUGACACUGGUGGUAGUGGUUAUAUU